AUGGCCGACCAAGAGACCUUCCCACCUCCCCAGCGAGCAGCAACUUACACGCUGCCACUGCGACCUCGAAUGGACGGCAGCGACGCGAGAGAAUUCAGCUUGGGGCCAAUGGCCGGCACCCCAGACGCACAACACGACCCGGCCGCAGUGCCCCGGGGCUUAGCCUCGCCAGACAUAUCCGUGGAAUUCGCUGGCGAUCACCACCUCGACAGCAGCUCUGAUAAGCCAGAGCUGUUACAUCCUCGCUCUGCGCCCCCUCACGUGCAGCACUUCCAGAGCCCUCUGAGACACCACAAACGGACACCUUCGGUUCAUCGUGAGAUCAAAGAGACGCUCAACGCUCAUUCAGAGUACACAAGUGACGAUUCUGACGGCCGCUCUCACUUUCGCGUCAACCAGUAUGUCAUUAAGGAGGAGAUUGGGCGCGGGUCGUAUGGGGCCGUCCACCUUGCUACUGAUCAGUUUGGGAAAGAAUAUGCCGUGAAAGCCUUCUCCAAAGCCCGUCUCCGCAAACGCAUACAAUCCAACAUCCUCCGCCAUGGUCCGAGAUCACUCGGCCGCUUCCCCUCCCGGGCUCCCUUUGGCGCCCCUGAUCUCCCCAUUGCCCGGUUGACAGACCAGCGAGCAAAGGAAGCGCAGGACCCCCUCUUUCUUAUUCGUGAAGAGAUCGCUGUCAUGAAAAAGCUCAACCACCCCAACCUAGUCCAGCUCAUUGAGGUGCUCGACGACCCCGAAGAAGACACCCUGUACAUGGUGCUGGAGAUGUGCAAGAAGGGUGUUGUCAUGAAAGUUGGUUUGGGCGAGUCAGCCGCGCCGAUUGAUGAAGAGAAGUGUAGGCAUUGGUUCAGGGACUUGAUCCUGGGUGUUGAAUACUUCCACAGGGAUAUCAAACCCGACAACUUGCUCCUCAACGAAGACGACGUUCUCAAAAUUGUCGACUUUGGCGUCUCGGAGAUGUUUGAGCAGUCCACCGACAUGAAGACAGCCAAGAGCGCCGGGUCACCGGCUUUCUUACCUCCUGAGCUCUGUGUUGCCAAACAUGGUGAUGUGUCCGGCAAGGCAGCUGAUAUCUGGUCUAUGGGCGUAUCACUGUACUGUCUCCGCUACGGCAAGAUCCCGUUUGAAAAGUUUGGAGUAUUAGAUAUGUACGAAGCUAUCCGGACAGAAGCCCCCUUCAUUCCCGAGGGCGAGAACCCUUUAUUUGUCGACCUGAUGGGGAGGUUAAUGGAGAAGGACCCAGAGAAAAGAAUCACAAUGGAGGAACUUCGGGUAUAUGAAAAUUGCACCGACCCCGUCGACCCCCCUAACCCGUUGGAAGUAAACCACGCUUUCACCCGGCGAAUGUCACAUCUCAUCUGUGUGAUGAAGGCGAUUCGCAAAUUCAAGUCGUUGCUCUCUACGAAUCCCAAGCCGCCAGGGUCACCAUACCAUCACUCCCCUCGCCCAUCUGACACGGCUGAUUUUGCCGCUUCUAUUUUACGUGAGAGGCAGCAGUUUCUUCAGUCUCCACCUCCACACCUCAUCCCACCCUCAACACCACCCCAACCUUUGCUGCUGGGUAUCGGCACUGGCGGAUUGGAUACGUUUAGCAGCAGUCAUGAUGAUGCGGGACUGGGAGGGGACCUGGGGAUCGUGGCGGACAGCCCGACGGCGGCGGAUUUCAACAUUUAUGAUAGGGCUUUUGAUAAGGAGGUGGAGAGGAUUAAGGGGAUGAAGAGUAGGGAUGGGGACGGAGGGACGACGAUUUAUCAUACGAGGUUUAAUGACCCCGAAGAGAAAAAGGAGGGGCUUUGGGGGUUGUUUAAUAAGACUGCUCAGCAGCAGAAGAGGAAGGAUGAGGGCAUUAGUGGGUUUGCGGAGUUGGUCAGGGUUGCUGUCGCUAGGGAGAAGGAGAAGGAGAAGGAAAGCAAGAAGGGGGCUGGUGGGGAGGAGGAGAAGCCAGCGGGAGAAGGGGACCAAGGCAAGACGGAGUGA
This is a messenger RNA of Podospora anserina S mat+, 1974 nucleotides long. RefSeq lists its product as uncharacterized. Gene Ontology annotation, biological process: intracellular signal transduction; protein phosphorylation. Gene Ontology annotation, molecular function: protein serine/threonine kinase activity; ATP binding. The record is from RefSeq and is a predicted model, not a curated record. Gene Ontology annotation, cellular component: cytoplasm. The transcript is spliced from 4 exons. Bases 1 to 1974 code for a protein of 657 amino acids. NCBI's taxonomy places the organism in Eukaryota, Fungi, Ascomycota, Sordariomycetes, Sordariales, Podosporaceae.